AAAGUUAGUUGAUAAGUUAAAAAUCUGUUUUCUGCUCCGAACAAAAACACCAUAAUAAUUAUCAAAUCAAUCAUCACCGGUGAUCGGAGAUCAGGAAUCAUCAGAUUUGAUUGGCGAAUUGAUAACUUUUUGAUCUAAAGAGGAGGAAGAUGGGGUUUAUACUUACAACCCUAAUUUUCAUUUCGAUUGGAAUCAUUGCUUGUUUUUGUACACGUGUCUGUUGCAACAAAGGCCCUUCUGCUAAUCUGUUCCACCUUACGUUGGUGAUUACUGCUACUGUAUGUUGUUGGAUGAUGUGGGCAAUUGUUUAUCUUGCACAGAUGAAUCCACUCAUUGUCCCAAUUCUGAGUGAAGGAGAAUGAACUAUUAUUGCAAGGCAUGUGCAACAACUUCUUUUACCUUUUAUAGCAUUUGUGAAUUAAGGAUGGCGGGGGUCUCAAAUUAUUGAAGACUGAUUAUCCGGAUUCAUUCAAUUUAUGAUAUUAAGUUGUUAAGAUCUAUAUGAGUUGCAAACAUCUACGCGUUCUUUCUUCUUGUUUCUGAGGAUUCAAUCGUUGUUAUAUGUCAGUAUAGCGUUCUUGUUCAGUUGUUGAGUUGUGGAAUGAAAUAAUACGAUGAACAACUUUUUUGUUA
This is a messenger RNA of Erigeron canadensis, 633 nucleotides long. RefSeq names its product V-type proton ATPase subunit e1. Gene Ontology annotation, biological process: proton transmembrane transport. The coding region runs from base 150 to 362 and encodes 70 amino acids. Gene Ontology annotation, molecular function: proton-transporting ATPase activity, rotational mechanism. The transcript is spliced from 4 exons. NCBI's taxonomy places the organism in Eukaryota, Viridiplantae, Streptophyta, Magnoliopsida, Asterales, Asteraceae. The record is from RefSeq and is a predicted model, not a curated record. Gene Ontology annotation, cellular component: proton-transporting V-type ATPase, V0 domain.